AUGAGUUUGUUCUUUUUCUUGAUAUGCGGGAUUUUCUUAUCCUUGUCCAGUGCUAAUGUUCCCAAGACUCACAUUUUUAUACAAGGACAUAUGAAAGAAUCUUUGAAAAAACUACCUUGGAAGUGGACCCAUAAGAAAACUUCGUAUAAAGUGAAAACCCCUCUUACCAUUGGGGUUGACGUUGUGUCUAGUUACAAAGUCAUCGCAGAUGCAGUUGGUGUUGAAGGAAUCUUUAAAACAGGUCGAUUCAAGCAACACGAUUGUGCUAGUAUUCUUAGGAGUUACCCUGAGUUGAAAGGUCAUGACGCAGUAUACACUAUUUACCCCGACGGCAAGACAAAGAAGCAAGUAUUCUGUGACAUGACGACAGAAGGAGGUGGUUGGACGGUUAUUCAGCGACGAUUACAUACGGGAACAACCGAUUUUUACCGAACAUGGAAAGACUAUAAGACAGGCUUUGGGCAAGCAGGAUUGGAUUAUUGGUUAGGCAACGAUGCAAUUCACACCCUGACCUCCAGUCCGGCGCAAGAACUGCGGGUGGACCUUGAGCAGUUUUCUGGCGCCAAAGCUUAUGCCAGAUACUCAAAGUUUGCCAUUGACAAUGAUAAAAACAAGUUUAAAUUGUCAAUCAGUGGAUACAGUGGAACAGCAGGUGAUGGACUUAAACCUCAUAAUGGACACGUCUUUGCUACAAAAGAUAAACCUGAUGGUUCAAAAUGUGCCAUCGCAUAUAAAGGUGCUUGGUGGUAUGCAGGCUGCUAUCAAUCGAAUCUCAACGGACCUUACCACAAAUCAGCUUCCAACACAUACCAAGCAAUUGUGUGGAUUCCGUGGAAAGACAAGACGGCAUUGAAAUCAACACGGAUGAUGAUUCGACAUAUGAAAGAGUCUUUGAAAAAUCUGCCAUGGAAAUGGACACAUAAGAAAACAUCGUAUAAAGUGAAAUCCCCUCUUACCAUUGAGGUGGACGUUGUAUCUAGUUAUAAAGUCAGUGCAGACGCAGUUGGUGUUGAAGGACUCUUUAAAACAGUUCACUUCAAGCAGCGCGAUUGUGCUAGUAUUCUUAAGAGUCACCCCGAGUUCAAGGGUCAUGACGCAGUAUACACUAUUUACCCCGACGGCAAGACAAAGAAGCGAGUAUUCUGUGACAUGACGACAGAAGGAGGGGGUUGGACGGUUAUUCAGAGACGAAUACACACCGGAACAACCGAUUUUUACCGAACAUGGAAAGACUAUAAGAUCGGCUUUGGGCAAGCAGGAUCGGAUUAUUGGUUAGGCAACGAUGCAAUUCAUACUCUGACCUCCAGUCCGGCGCAAGAACUGCAGGUAGACCUAGAGCAGUUUACCGGAGCUAAAGCUUAUGCCAGAUACUCAAAGUUUUCCAUUGACAAUGAUAUAAACAAAUUUAAAUUGUCAAUCAGUGGAUAUAGCGGAACUGCAG
Messenger RNA from Saccostrea cuccullata (small rock oyster), 1441 nucleotides. Its product is annotated as angiopoietin-related protein 7-like. The record is from RefSeq and is a predicted model, not a curated record. The transcript is spliced from 10 exons. NCBI's taxonomy places the organism in Eukaryota, Metazoa, Mollusca, Bivalvia, Ostreida, Ostreidae. The annotation marks the transcript as partial.